CUGACGUGAAGCAGGCGGUCAUGUGACUCACCACACAACGGUCACAACAAAGAUGUCGGCUGCAGGGAUCGGCCGGGUUUUCGUGAUUUUAGUCGGUUGUGUUUUUAGUUCGUGUGAAAGUUUGUUCAUCGGAGGAGAUUCUUACAAAAGAGAGCUUACUGUGAAGUUGUACCCGAACACGACGCCCUCUGGCGGUGAGCUCCUUCACGUGAGAGCUGUGGGCGGAAACGACACAUUGCACUUCCUGUUCUGCAGCCAGGGGGCGCCAACAUUGCUGAUCGUUCACACCAACUCUUCUUCCUCUACUGUCAAGGUGAACUGGCCUGAGUUUUUGGCUCGUAAUACCAGCGGCAGCCUGACAGUGGAGCCGCAGAGCAGCGUCCUGUACAGCACCGCCGUUGUCUUUAGCCGGCUGUUGGAGUACGAUGAUGAAAACGACACGGCCGAGGCGAAAUCCAACUUCUUCCCCGCCUACGAGCUGAAGGACUUCAUCUGGACUCGGAUGAACCUGUCCGAUUCCACCGCGACGCUGUGCGGGUCUCCCCCACGGCCUGGCAAUGGGUCGCUUUGCCUGCAGUUGUCUGUGUUUGGCUCAGAGGGGCGUGUUGACCUUGAGCCCCGCCUCCUCCAUUCUGCUAACUCCUCCCAGUUGGAGGUGUGGCUUAACGGCCUGCCGCCCCGAUCCAAUACGUCCAGGUUCAUGUUGGAGCUGGAAGCGGUGGGCGGGGCUUAUCCACUGAACAAAGUGGACGUUCGAAAGUUCAUCGACGACGAGUACACACCUUCAAUAUUCCAGGUGUCUCUGUGGGUGUCUUCACCGAACAACGGCUCGGACAUCCUGGGUUUCGUCCAGUGGAAGCCAGUGGCGUACCGGACGUCCCGUCCGAGCCUGGAGGACGCAACGCCGUGCCGUAACUCCGAUCCACAGCAGCAGAGCGGGAACUCGACGUCUGCUUCAUCGGCUCUGAUUAAAGCUUUUUACUCCGACCCAGCAGCCAUGGGGAUGAACGUUAGCUUCGGCAUAGCUGGAGAACCUUACUACAACAGCACCAUGUUCCUCAGCUGGACGAUGCUGGUGGGCGUCGGCUCCCCUCCGAUUGACUCGUUCUCCCCGCUGGUGAUCGGCAUCUUAACGGCUGGUCUGGGGAUUCCCAUCGUCCUCCUGCUGGGGGGCGGAGUUUUCGUCUUCAUAGCGAAGAAGCGGGAAUCCUCAGGAGCGGGCUAUGAGCCAAUCAACUGACAGCAUAGUACCAGCCAAUGAGAUGUUGAGACUUUUUUUUUUUUUAAAACUUCGUAUGACAUCACUGAUGAUUCAGCCAAUCGAGAAGCAGUCAGUUUAAUAUUUCAGCCGUAACUCAGAUCAGUUUCAGUCAGUAGAUUAAAUUGGCAGGAAGCAGAAAAAUGUUUUAAGCGAGCAUGACUGAGAUUCAAAAGCAUUUAUUUUAUAUAAAUAAAAUUUGCUUUCUUUCUUUUUUUUAUAAAAAUGUAUAGAUAUUUCAUAUAAUGUUGAGAUUUUAAAGAAAGUUAUUACUUCGUAUCUCAGGUUUGGCCUCAAAAUAGAAAGCUACUGAUUACACAACAUAUUUA
Molecule: messenger RNA, 1587 nt
Organism: Xiphophorus hellerii (green swordtail)
Lineage: Eukaryota; Metazoa; Chordata; Actinopteri; Cyprinodontiformes; Poeciliidae
Gene: glmp
Product: glycosylated lysosomal membrane protein
Exons: 7
Coding region: 53-1240 (395 amino acids)
Cellular component (GO): lysosome
Source: RefSeq, a predicted model, not a curated record